Lacerta agilis (Sand lizard) is the source of this 2336-nucleotide messenger RNA. RefSeq names its product chromodomain Y like (gene CDYL). Gene Ontology annotation, cellular component: nucleus. Gene Ontology annotation, molecular function: transcription corepressor activity. Bases 123 to 1790 code for a protein of 555 amino acids. Lineage: Eukaryota; Metazoa; Chordata; Lepidosauria; Squamata; Lacertidae. The record is from RefSeq and is a predicted model, not a curated record. The transcript has 8 exons.
AGGAAGAAGAAGAAGAAGAGGAGGAGGGGAAAGAAGGAGAGAGGCCACGGCAGACACUCAACUGAGACAAAAGUAUCUCCAAACCACCACCCAACUCCACCUUGGGAGGCGGGCGCCUCAGCAUGGCUUCCGAGGAACUCUACGAGGUAGAGAAAAUUGUUGAUAAAAGGAAAAACAAGAAGGGGAAAACGGAAUAUUUAGUGCGGUGGAAAGGCUACGAGAGUGAAGAUGACACGUGGGAGCCCGAACAGCACCUUGUGAAUUGUGAGGAAUAUAUACAUGAAUUCAAUAGACAUCACAACGAAAAGCAAAAAGAAAGCACAUUAACAAGGACAAAUAGGACAUCUCCAAAUAAUGCAAGAAAACAAAUUUCUAGAUCUACUAAUAGUUCUUUUUCAAAGACCCCAAAGUCCAUAGUUAUUGGAAAGGACCAUGAAUCAAAAAACAAUCAGUUGUUUGCAGCGCAGAAGUUUCGGAAAAACAACACUCCUCUUUCCAGUAGAAAAAACAUGGACCUUGCAAAGUCAGGUAUCAAAAUUCUUGUGCCCAAAAGUCCUAUCAAGAGUCGGACAGCAGUGGAUGGCUUUCAAAGUGAAAGCCCGGAUAAGCUGGACCGCAUUGAACAAGAUCAGGAGGAUUCUGUAGCACCAGAAGUGGCAGCAGAGAAACCUGUUGGAGCUUUAUUAGGACCUGGAGAAGAACGGGCUAGGAUGGGGAGCAGACCAAGAAUACACCCAUUAGUGCCACAAUUACCUGUGCCAGUAACAGCUACCAUUGCAUCUGCAUUAACAAUAAAUGGUAAAGCAUCUCCCUGUAUUCUUCCCAGUGUUCUUUACUUCCUAUUUUCUUGUACAUCUACCUUUAUAGAAGCGUUGUCCACAAACGGUACCAACAUACAGGCAUCGGUAACGGGAGUGACAGCCAGCAAGCGAAGAUUUAUCGAUGAAAGGAGGGACCAGCCUUUUGAUAAAAGGCUACGAUUCAGUGUGAGGCAAACGGAAAGCGCUUACCGGUACAGAGACAUUGUUGUCAGAAAACAGGAUGGCUUCACACACAUUUUGUUAUCAACAAAAUCAUCAGAGAACAAUUCAUUAAAUCCAGAGGUAAUGAAAGAAGUCCAAAGUGCACUGAACACAGCAGCCGCUGAUGACAGCAAACUUGUACUCCUCAGUGCCGUUGGCAGUGUUUUCUGCUGUGGCCUUGACUUCAUUUAUUUUAUUCGACGCUUAACAGAUGAUAGAAAAAGGGAAAGUACUAAGAUGGCAGAUGCUAUUAGGAAUUUUGUAAAUACUUUCAUUCAGUUUAAGAAGCCCAUUAUCGUAGCUGUAAAUGGCCCGGCCAUUGGACUCGGAGCAUCUAUAUUACCUCUGUGUGAUGUGGUUUGGGCUAAUGAGAAGGCUUGGUUUCAGACUCCGUAUACGACAUUUGGGCAAAGCCCUGAUGGAUGUUCAUCCCUUACAUUCCCAAGAAUAAUGGGCCUGGCAUCUGCAAAUGAAAUGUUAUUCAGUGGAAGGAAACUGACUGCACAAGAAGCAUGUGCCAAGGGACUGGUGUCGCAAGUUUUUUGGCCAGGAACAUUCACACAAGAAGUCAUGGUUCGAAUUAAGGAACUUGUCACAUGUAAUUCAGUUGUACUUGAAGAAUCCAAAGGUUUAGUUCGUAGUAUUAUGAAGGUGGACUUGGAACAAGCAAAUGACAAAGAGUGUGAAGUUCUAAAGAAAAUUUGGGGUUCUGCUCAAGGGAUGGACUCAAUGUUGAAAUACUUGCAGAGGAAGAUUGAUGAAUUUUGAAGAGAUGCUCAUUUGACACUGGAAUUGUAUUUACUUUGGGACAUCUGGGUUUUAUGGAUGCUCUAAACGAAUUUAAAAGUCCAACGCUCAGAAAAGAGUGGGACUAAAGCUUGAGGAGAACAUGGUUUUAUUGUCAAGGGUUUUUUUAAAAAAAAAAAAUUAAAGAAGUACUGUAUGUUAAGCAUUGAACAAAUUUCCUUUCUCCAUAUAUAGAUUAUAAAUAUAUAUAUUAUAUUUCUUUAUAUACACGAACUAAAAAAAAACUAUAAUGGAGUGCACUACCAAACUUUUGUCUUCUACUUUAUCAUUGGCUAGUACUGUAUCAGAAGAAAAAGGUGGAUAAAAUGAGGUGUUGAGUUACUUUGUAUGUGGCAGGAAGGUCCUGAAGCAAUGAGAUAUUUUUUCACUAGAGUACAGAAUUGAAACGGGUAUUGGCCAGCCCUUACUUUCACUGCCCAAAAAGAGUUAGUUGAGAAGAGGCAUUGCCUUGAAUUCUGAGGAAGGUUCUAAAUACCUCAAGUAAUGAUGCAUUCAAAAAAAAAAAAA